Molecule: messenger RNA, 987 nt
Organism: Spirometra erinaceieuropaei
Lineage: Eukaryota; Metazoa; Platyhelminthes; Cestoda; Diphyllobothriidea; Diphyllobothriidae
Source: the annotation of a GenBank genome assembly
AUGGUAGAUGCUUCGACCGUAGUCGAAGGUGCAGUCCUUCAACAACACCUUGCUGAUUCGACUCAAACAUUUGCCUUGUUCUCCAAAAAGAUCAUACUAUUCGAGACACGCUACAGUUCCUUUGGCCGUGAACUACUUGCCAUUUGCCUGGCUGUGAAGCAUUUCCGGCAUUUCCUUGAAGGUCGUGACCUCACUGUUUUCACAGACCACAACCCCUUGAUUUUUGCACUUCGUUCCCACUCCGACAAAUACAAUCCGAGGGAAAUCGCCCACCUGGACGACAUCUCCCAAUUCACCACCGACAUCCGCCACACUGAUGACACGAAGAAUGAGGUGGCUGAUAUGCUGUCCAGACCCUCACUGUCUUCCCUCCGACUCUCGCACGGGAUCGAUCUUUGUGCCAUGGCGGCUGAGCAACAGCGAGUCGGUUGUCCUGGUGACGAGUCUGUUAGUGGUCUCCAACUCAAACAUGUUCCUCUGACCACCGGUUCUGGUACCAUACUUUGUGACGUCCCAACUCCCUUUCAUCGCCCUUUUGUGCCCGCCUCGAUGCGUCGAGCUGUAUUUCAAACUUUGCAUGGACUCUCCCACCCUGGGAUCCGAGCCUCUCAAAAGCUCCUCGCGGAAAGGUUUGUCUGGCCGGGUAUGAAGAAGGACGUCAAAGCUUGGGCUCGGUCGUGUCUGAGCUGCCAGCGCAACAAGGUGCAGCGUCACAACAAGUCCCCACCAGGCACUUUCCCCAGUCCCGACGCACGGUCCAUUCAUGUGCACCUGGAUGUCGUGGGCCCCUUGCAUCCAUCCAAUGGUUUCACCCACCUCCUUACCUGUGUCGAUCGAUAUACCCGCUGGACUGAAGCUAUUCCUUUGCCGAAUGUUCAGGCUGAAACCAUCGUGAAGGCCUUCGUCGGUCGUUGGGUCGCCAUGUUCGGUGCCCCAUCCACGAUUACGACUGAUCGUGGUGCCCAGUUUGAAUCGGCACUCUUCUAA